Merops nubicus (carmine bee-eater) is the source of this 708-nucleotide messenger RNA. Its product is annotated as gastric intrinsic factor-like. The record is from RefSeq and is a predicted model, not a curated record. NCBI's taxonomy places the organism in Eukaryota, Metazoa, Chordata, Aves, Coraciiformes, Meropidae. The annotation marks the transcript as partial. Gene Ontology annotation, molecular function: cobalamin binding. Gene Ontology annotation, biological process: cobalamin transport. The transcript has 5 exons.
GCAGAGCUGGACGGUGUCCCCAAGACCACCCUGUUCAGCGUCAGCCUGGACGCCCUGGCCCUGUGCCUGCUGCGGGCGGGUGGCUACCAAGUGGCAUCUGUGGCCCUGGCCAGGAAGCUGCUGAGCCCUGAGAGCCAAGUCUUCGCGCUGGAAGCCGCGGAGAAGUUUUACGCCCCCCGGGAGUGGGACUGUGCCCAGGCCUUCGCCAAGGUGUGCCAGCACGACUACCAGCAGCCCAUGGCCAUCGCCCAGGUCCUGCCUGCCCUCGUGGGCAAACCCUACCUGGAAGCAGGUAGCCUGAACUGCACGGCCACCGAGGGAGCGACCCCGGGCGUGGAGCUGUCCCCGGCCACGCAGCGGGGGACAACUGAGGGUCAGCAAGAGACCACCAUCACGGUGCACUACACUGUCACCAACAGGCUGCAGGGACAGCCCUUCAGCUUCCAAAUCUCAGUGGAGGUCCCAGCUGGCUCCAUCCUGCUCAAGGUGCUGGAGGAAGCAGAGAAGGAGGAUCCUGAGAACUUCAGCUUCAAGACGGAGAAGACGUCCUGGGGCCCCAUGGUGGUCUCCAUCCAUGGGCUGGCUGCCAACACGGACGACAGGACCUACUGGAAGUUCCUCAGUGGCCAGGAUGCUCUCCAGGAAGGGGUCGGCACCUACAAGCCACACGACGGGGAGCACAUCGAGGCCAUCUUCAGCACCUACUGA